Molecule: messenger RNA, 7492 nt
Organism: Dromaius novaehollandiae (emu)
Lineage: Eukaryota; Metazoa; Chordata; Aves; Casuariiformes; Dromaiidae
Gene: EIF4G3
Product: eukaryotic translation initiation factor 4 gamma 3
Exons: 35
Coding region: 126-5651 (1841 amino acids)
Cellular component (GO): eukaryotic translation initiation factor 4F complex
Molecular function (GO): protein binding; translation initiation factor activity; mRNA binding
Source: RefSeq, a predicted model, not a curated record
GGUGCCGGCCCGCCGCGCUGCCCCGGCCGCCGCACCGGCCCCCGGCCCGCUCGCCGCUCCCGCGGCCCGGCUCGCCCCCGGCCCCGGCCCCGCUCCCCGCCGGGGGGUGGUGGCUCCGCUUGGCCAUGAGUUUACCGCAGAAGGCGGCUUUGAAGCCCGGCGCGGCGGCGGCGGCGGCGGCGGCGGCGGCGGGGACCGGCCCCGGGAGCGGGGCGGCGGCGGCGGCGGCGGGGCCGCCUCCCCCCCCGGCUCCCCCUCACGCGGCGGCGGCGCCGGCGCCUCACCCCAACAUCAGGGCCUUGCCGCCCCAGCCGCCCCAGCAACUGCCCCGAGGCCCCGUGCAGCAGCCCCUCGAGGAGCGGAUCUUCACGCCGACGGUCUCCGCCGUGUACAGCACUUUUAUCUCCACACAGGUAACACAAGUAGCAAGACAGCCGGGUCCUCCUGCCCCGUCCCCUUACUCUGCACAUGACAUAAACAAGGGACACCCCAAUCUUGCUGCCACGCCACCGGGACAUGCGGCGUCCCCUGGGCUCUCACAGGCUCCGUACCCCUCAGGACAGAAUGCCGCUCCGACCACGCUGGUGUACCCUCAAGCCCCUCAGACAAUGAACACGCAGCCGCAGACCCGCUCGCCGCCCAGCAGAACAGUGCCAAUACAUUGCACAGACAACUGGAAGAGGAGGAAGGUUUUGGAACAGAGUCCGGUUUACAGGUCCCUGGCUGGAAGAGGCUGGAUAAAAUACUGCAUUUUUUUCCAGAGGCCUCAGAUACAGCCUCCGAGAGCCACCAUCCAGAACAGCAGCCCUUCCAUCCGUCCCGGUGCACAAACACCAACUGCAGUGUAUCAAACCAACCAGCACAUCAUGAUGGUUAAUCAUCUGCCAAUGCCGUAUCCGAUGCCUCAGGGCCCCCAGUACUGUAUACCACAGUAUCGUCAUAGUGGCCCUCCAUACGUUGGGCCCCCACAGCAGUAUCCUGUACAGCCGCCAGGGCCGGGCCCGUUUUAUCCAGGACCAGGUCCUGGAGAAUUCCCUAAUGCCUACGGAACACCUUUCUACCCAAGUCAGCCAGUAUAUCAGUCAGCGCCCAUCAUAGUGCCUACGCAGCAGCAGCAGCCUCCGCCAGCUAAAAGAGAGAAAAAAACGAUCCGAAUCCGGGAUCCAAACCAGGGGGGUAAAGAUAUAACGGAAGAAAUUAUGUCCGGAGGGGGCAGCAGGAACCCAACGCCUCCCAUCGUGAGACCCACUUCCACGCCUACUCCACCUCAGCAGCUGUCCAGCCAGGUCCCAGAGCCCAGCCCGGUGGUCUAUGGGGCCGUGGAGAGCCCCCACCUCGCCGCCGGCGCCCCCGCCACCACGACGAGCAGCCCGAAGCAAGAAGAGAAGCCAAAACCUGAUCCAGUAUUAAAACCACCUUCUCCAGUCCUCAGACCAGAAUCUACCAUCGAGAAGAAAGAUCAAGCUGGCCAGACGAGUGAGGCUGCCUCCGUGGAGACCCCGCCAGACCUUCCUCUCGCUGCCUCGCCGACCCCAGCGGCUCCCGUGGCGGUUGUAACUCCUCCUGUUGCUGCUGCUGUCGCGGCCCUUCCUAGCAAAUCUACGUUUACAGCUGACUCGGAGGAGAGCUGUGAACUCGCCUCCCCCAAAGAGGAGGCAAUGCCUAUAUCUAAUGCCGCCCCCUGCGCGGACACGUCGGACCCUUCGCCAGCGGACGAGGCUGACGCCGACACGUGCAAGGAGCCUAGUAGUGUAGCAUCUAGUGAUAUUCCAGUGACUGCUAGUACUAAUCUAAUUAAUGAAAUGAACGGAGUUAGUGAAAACGUCACUGCUGCCGAGAGUGUAGCAGAUGUAGCCCCAGAGGAAGUGGCGCCAUUGACUGUUGAACUGGAGACACCUGAAGCACCUCCAGCAGAAGUGGAAAGCGUGCCAUCUUCCAUCGCUCUCCCCACCGCUCCCUCGCCUCCGCCGACGCCUCCGCCGACCCCUCCUCCUCCUCCUCCACCUCCUCCCCUUUCUGUUGCUGCUGCUGUGACCACUACGACUCCUUCUCCACCUCCUCUUCCAUCUCCUAGUGCCCUCCCUGGUGUUCAGGGAGAUUUAGAAGGAGAGGAGAGCACAAGAACUACUCUUAGCGAAGACACAAAAGAUACUGAAAAGAAGGAAGAGACCGAAGCAGAUGGGCAAGCGGAGGAGAGCAUGGAGUCUCCGAGUUUAAACUCUAGGAAGAGUCCUGUCCCAGCCCAAACCGCUCUAACUGCACCAAAGACGUGGAAGAAACCAAAAGACCGGACCCAGGCCGCCGAGGAGGCCGUGGAGGCGGAAGCGGAGCCUAAAGCAGAAGAGGAGCUUUCAGGUGACAAAGUACUUGAAUCUGAACAGGAUAAAAUGAGCCAUGGGUUCCCACUGGAGAAAGACCCCCCGGAGCUUAAGAAAGUGAAAGCCGUGGAGGAAAACGGAGAGCAGGAAGCAGAGCCUGUCCGUAACGGCGCCGAGAGCGUCUCCGAGGGAGAAGGGACCGAUGCAAACUCAGGCUUCGCAGAGAGCUCCAGCGAAGGGCCGGUGUACCAGUACAAACCAGAGCAGUGGAAGCCCCUGGAUCCCGAAGGCAAGAAGCAGUACGACCGGGAGUUCUUGCUGGAUUUCCAGUUCAUGCCCGCCUGCAUCCAGAAGCCGGAGGGGCUGCCUCCCAUAAGCGAUGUGGUCCUCGACAAGGUGAGAGGAGAGCCCAUAAAACAGGUCAAUCAGCCAAAAUUGCCGCUGAGGACCCUGGACCCCCGGAUACUGCCUCGAGGACCAGACUUCACGCCAGCCUUUGCCGAUUUUGGGAGGCAAACCUCCGGUGGAAGAAGCGUAUCUGGAAGUGCCUGCAAAGUGCAGAGCAACCCUGGAUUGCCCUCCCUGGCUCGGUGCGGUUCCCCAGCAUGCCCUCUCUUGGUCUCGCCUCACCCACCAUUGAGGAACCUGCCGAUAGGGUUGUUGAAUGUUGGACCAAGGAGAUCUCAGCCGGGCCAGAGGCGAGAGCCCAGGAAGAUUAUCACCGUGUGCGUGAAGGAGGAUGUCCAUCUCAAGAAGGCAGAGAAUGCCUGGAAGCCGAGCCUGAAAAGAGAAAACCAAACCGAGGACCCAGAAAAUGUCAAAACCCAGGAGCUGUUCCGCAAGGUACGAAGCAUCUUAAACAAGUUGACACCGCAGAUGUUCAAUCAACUAAUGAAGCAAGUAACGGACCUGACAGUAGACACGGAAGAGAGGCUGAAAGGAGUCAUCGACCUGGUCUUUGAGAAGGCUAUUGAUGAGCCAAGCUUCUCGGUGGCGUACGCCAACAUGUGUAGAUGUCUUGUAACGCUGAAAGUACCUAUGGCAGACAAACCUGGGAGCACAGUAAAUUUCCGCAAGUUGCUGUUGAAUCGUUGCCAGAAGGAAUUUGAAAAAGACAAAGCUGACGACGAUGUCUUUGAAAAGAAGCAGAAAGAACUUGAAGCUGCUACCACUCCAGAGGAGAAGACGCGGCUCCAUGAUGAGCUGGAAGAGGCCAAGGACAAAGCUCGACGGAGAUCUAUUGGGAAUAUUAAAUUCAUUGGCGAACUUUUUAAACUCAAAAUGCUGACGGAGGCCAUCAUGCAUGACUGCGUGGUAAAGCUGCUGAAAAACCAUGAUGAGGAGUCCCUCGAGUGCCUUUGCCGCCUACUGACUACCAUUGGCAAGGACCUGGACUUUGAGAAAGCAAAGCCUCGCAUGGACCAGUAUUUUAAUCAGAUGGAGAAGAUUGUGAAAGAGAGAAAAACAUCUUCCAGGAUUCGGUUCAUGCUUCAGGACGUAAUAGACCUAAGGCUGUGCAACUGGGUUUCGCGGCGAGCAGACCAGGGCCCGAAGACCAUUGAGCAGAUUCAUAAAGAAGCCAAGAUUGAAGAGCAAGAAGAACAGAGGAAGGUCCAACAACUCAUGACCAAAGAGAAGAGGAGACCGGGUGUCCAGCGGGUCGAUGAAGGCGGUUGGAACACUGUGCAGGGGGCGAAGAACAGCAGAGUGCUGGACCCCACCAAGUUCCUUAAAAUCACCAAGCCCACAAUAGAUGAGAAGAUUCAGCUUGUGCCUAAAGCCCAGUUGGGCAGCUGGGGAAAGGGCAGCAGUGGUGGAGCAAAGGCGAGCGAGAUGGACUCCUUACGACCAAGUGCCACUAGUCUGAACAGAUUUUCUGCGCUGCAGCCUCCAGUCUCAUCCGUAUCUGCCUCAUCUGCAUCCUCAGAGUUAGAUUCUCGCAGGGCCUUAACUAGUCGCGGGAGCACGGGCAGGGAGAAGAACGACAAACCUCUCCCGCCUUCAAUCACCCGUCCAAACACCUUCCUUCGGGGCAGCAGCAGUAAAGAGCUGCUGCUCGACAAUCAGGCGCAAGAGGAGCAGCGGAGAGAGAUGCUGGAGACGGUGAAGCAGUUAACGGGCGGCAUGGAGAUGGAUAGGAACAGCUCAGAGGCGGACAGGAACAAAGCCAAGGAAUCUGCCAAGCCAGAAGCUCCCCCAGCUCCCGUACAAGACAAGCCUUCGCUAUCAGAAGAGGAAAUAGAGAGAAAAUGCAAAUCUAUCAUUGAUGAGUUCUUGCAUAUUAAUGAUUUUAAGGAAGCGAUGCAGUGCGUGGAGGAGCUGAGCGCCCAGAAUCUGCUGCCUGUUUUCGUGCGAGUGGGAGUGGAGUCGACACUCGAGAGGAGUCAGAUCACCAGGGAUCACAUGGGCCAGUUAUUAUAUCAGUUGGUGCAGUCAGGAAAGCUGAGCAAGCAGGAUUUCUUCAAGGGGUUUUCAGAUACCUUGGAGAUGGCGGAUGAUAUGGCCAUAGAUAUACCCCAUAUUUGGUUGUACCUAGCUGAGUUGGUGACCCCCAUGUUAAAAGAAGGAGGAAUCUCUAUGAGAGAACUUAUACAAGAAUUUAGCAAACCUUUGCUUCCUGUGGGAAGAGCCGGGGUCUUGCUUGCUGAAAUCUUGCACCUUCUAUGCAAACAAAUGAGCCAUAAGAAAGUGGGAGCCUUAUGGAGGGAGACUGGCCUCAGUUGGAAGGACUACUUACCUGAAGGGGAGGAUGUACAUACCUUUCUCACGGAACAAAAGUUGGACUUCACGGAGUCCGACUGUUCCAGUUCCUCAGAAGCACUUUCAGAGAAAGAACUCUCUGCAGAAGAGCUGAACAAGCAGCUAGAAAAACUCAUUGUUGAGGACAAGGCAAACGAUGAACAAAUCUUUGACUGGGUAGAGGCUAAUCUAGAUGAAAGCCAGAUGAGUUCACCUACAUUCCUUAGAGCUUUAAUGACAGCAGUUUGCAAAGCAGCUAUUAUAGCGGACUCUUCUAGCUUCCGUGUGGACACUGCUGUUAUCAAACAGAGAGUGCCGAUCUUACUCAAGUACCUAGACUCAGACACAGAGAAGGAACUACAAGCACUUUAUGCACUACAAGCAUCAAUAGUAAAACUUGAUCAGCCUCCUAAUUUGUUGCGGAUGUUUUUUGAUUGCCUGUAUGAUGAGGAGGUAAUAUCGGAGGAUGCCUUCUACAAGUGGGAGAGCAGCAAGGACCCGGCGGAGCAGAAUGGGAAAGGAGUAGCGCUAAAAUCUGUCACAGCGUUCUUCACGUGGCUACGGGAGGCUGAAGAGGAGUCGGAGGAUAAUUAAAACUUAAAAUACAGAAAAAAAAAAAACAAAAGAAACAAUUUAAGUAUUUUUUUAAAAAGUUUCACGUCUUCGCCAAUCACAGUGCAGCAAGGCCAAUUCUCGCGCAGACCCCCCCCUUCCCCCACACAUGCACGAGUGGGAGAGGUAAAAAUAGAUAAACACAAAGGUGAUCAUGGAGGAAAAAAAGGUACUUGAAAAACAAAGCAAACUUCAAACCUGAGGGCGGGAGCACUAAACCAAAAUACAUGUAUUAUUUAUAGAAAAUAUUUUCUGUUUUAAUCUUUUUUUUUUCUUUUCUUUUUAAACAAGGACUCAUACUUACAAAAACACAAAGCGAAACAAAUCUGUUUAGCAAAAAAAAAAAGUUGAAAACUUAAUUUAUUAUUUUAAGGACUGCAAAUGCCAGUGUAAUUUUUAAAUUUGCAGUUUCUGUAAACAAAUUGUAUAAUAGAACAAAAGCAGAGAAAUAAAUUUCCCUCCCCUUCAUACGCACCUCAGUUUUGUUUCAAAGCAUGAUAAAUAGACAAAACUUUCAAGGGGGUAGGGGUAAGCUAGAUGAGGAAGAGAUCAAUUUUUUUUUUAAUUGUCAUCAGAUUUUUCUGCCUGCCUCUCAGCUUGCUUCAGAAAUUUAAGAGAAAAUAGUAAUCAAAACGUACAUAACCUUGGAACGGAAGGAAAUGCAUUUGAGAAAACCGCUGCGGACCAGAGUGCUCCGAAAAUAACUCAUUCAAAACAGUGCUACCCUGGGGAAAAAAAGUACUAGUGAUACUUUCAGAACCUUUAGAGCAACUUUAAGGCUUGUAAAUACAUAGAACAAAUAUUUAAAAAAAAAAAAAAAGAGGAAAAAAAGAAAUUGACUCAAUACUAUUUCUUUUCACUUUCAAAAUAUAAAGAACAAAAUAAAGACAAACAUUGCAAGUUUAAAAGAAAGUAAAGCGACUUCUCCUUUGACAGCUGCUGAAUGUGUGCACCCUCUCUGGGCGGUGCUGGCUUCCUUUCCAUUGUGUACAUCCAAAUUGUGUACAUAUAGUGUGUGUCUGUAUGCGUGUCGACCAAAAAGAGGGGUGAGAGCACUUGUAAAAGGGGGUUGCUGCUUGGGAGACCUUUUCUGCAGAGAGAACUUAACGACGGCGGAGCAGCCGCGGUGCCACGGAGGGUGCCCGGGCGGCCGAGACCUGCUCCCCGCUGCCUUCCCAGCCCCGGUGUCGCGUGGCUCGGAGCAGCGGCGUCGUGCUGGUGCGAGAGCGGUGGCUGCGGCGGCCGCAGCCUUUGGAGCCCGACGACCGACGGACCGACGGCCCUUCGUGGCUCGCCUUGCUGCGCCGGAGGGACCCAAAGACCCGUCGGGGUGGAGAAGCAAGCGACCGGCGCGACGGAGCAAAAGAGGCGACGCUGUGAGCGAUUCGAUGCUCCUCCCGGCUCUGCCCAGCCCGUGGCCGUGUCCGAAGUCCGAGUGGGCGCUGCGGGAGAGCGCGCAGGCCCUGAGGACCGCGGCCGUGCCCCGAGGGACCGCAGCCCUCCAACCCGAGCUGCUCCCCAGUGCAGUAAGUCUCUCGCGUGUCUCUCUUCAACAACCAAAGACGACCUGCUGGCUCUCACUGUGAAGAAGCAUCUGCCAUGAUACAGUCUGCAGCGUCCGGGAAGCCCCGAGCCGAGCGCGCGAACUGGUCCGCGGAGCACGGCGACCUGCGGAGCGAGGGCCGGGGGCCUGUGCAGCGCGAGCUGCUCCCGCGGCGCUGUCUCUUUCUCUCCAGCUGCUAAAUCACUUCUUUUUUUACAAAAAAAAGAAAAACGAGGAAAAAAAAAAGGCUACAACUACAUUAAAUACUUUCCUAACCUUA